Messenger RNA from Branchiostoma belcheri (Belcher's lancelet), 652 nucleotides. Its product is annotated as ficolin-2-like. The record is from RefSeq and is a predicted model, not a curated record. Lineage: Eukaryota; Metazoa; Chordata; Leptocardii; Amphioxiformes; Branchiostomatidae. The coding region runs from base 74 to 652 and encodes 192 amino acids. The transcript is spliced from 3 exons.
UCUAAACGCCGACAAGCCACAAGACUGUCAGGACAUUCUCGACAACGACGAUCCAACGCCGAGCGGCGUGUACAUGGUUUAUCCACGGGACAACCUGGGCGGCUUCCCGGUCUUCUGUGACAUGGACACCGACGGAGGCGGCUGGACGUUGUUCCAGAGACGCCAAGACGGAACCGUGGACUUCGACCGGGGCUGGGCGGACUACAAGACGGGCUUCCCUCCCAACCUGAACGGUGAGUUCUGGCUGGGGAAUGACAACUUGUACCGCCUGGCUGUGCAGAAAGUCUACCAGCUCAGGGUAGAUAUGGAGGAUGUGGAGGGAAACACGGCGUACGCCGCUUACGACACGUUUGCCAUCUCAUCUGAACCCCAGAACUACAAACUCCACAUAGGGACUUACAGCGGUACUGCUGAUGCCAGCUUGACGCCACUUCAAAUGAAGCCAUUCAGUACCAAGGACAGAGAUAACGACGAGAGCUCGUCAGACUGUGCUACGGAGUACAGAGGUGGGUGGUGGUACGGAGAUUGCCACACCUCCAACCUGAACGGCCUGUACCAUCUGAGUUCUAAUGACGGCGUUAACAGGCAGGCAUGGGAGGGUUUUGGGAACCCUCUAAGGCGCACGGAGAUGAAACUCCGACCGGCUCCAUAA